Drosophila albomicans is the source of this 4697-nucleotide messenger RNA. RefSeq names its product transcription initiation factor TFIID subunit 3 (gene Taf3). Lineage: Eukaryota; Metazoa; Arthropoda; Insecta; Diptera; Drosophilidae. Gene Ontology annotation, cellular component: transcription factor TFIID complex. The transcript has 7 exons. Gene Ontology annotation, molecular function: protein heterodimerization activity. The record is from RefSeq and is a predicted model, not a curated record. Bases 39 to 4655 code for a protein of 1538 amino acids.
UUUCACAGAAACAAUUCAAUUGCAAUUCUUGCAAAGUUAUGGCGGAGAUAUAUUCGUCUGAUAUUUUACGCAUUGUAAUAGCAGAAAUAGCCCAAACUAUUGGGUACAGCAAUACUCAAAAUGCUUCUUUGGAGUUAUUAGAAGAUAUAUUAUUACGGUUUGUGAAGGAACUGUCUCGUGAUCUACACAGUCAAGUUGAACAUGCAAAUCGUAUUGAACCAAGUAUUAAGGAUGUUCAGCUGUGCUUUGGCAAUCUUGCAAUCGACAUUCACGAAUUACUCGAUUAUGUGGGAAAUGUUGAGCCAGUGCCAUUCGUUAGAGAAGUCCCCGAAUAUCCAGUAAAGAGAAACUCAAAUAUGAAUUUUCUUAAACCUGGUAGCGCAGAGACUCUGACACGACCAGUUCACAUAUUUGAAUAUCUUCCUGCCGUGCUGCCCUCUUCGGGACGAAUUUCAGCAUCCUCUUCCGCAUGCCAUAAUCCGUCUGAAAUCGAUCAUUUAUCCCUCAAUUAUCAGCAAAAAUGUGCAGAUAAUUUGUUAUCAGCGGAAGGAGAGCAAGGCGCUCCAAACAUGCAUAAUUGGUGCAGGCAAAUGGAAUCAUCCAUAUCAUUAAAACAACCAACCGUAGAUAACACUGAUAGCAUUGAUGGUCAUGCAGUGCGGACAAUCAACAGCGUUGUAAUGACAACUGGAGGUUUUAUUUCACCGGCCAUUGAAGGAAAGAUGCCAGAAGCCUUUAUUCCUCCUAUUAUUGAAAAAUUAAAAGGCUUAGACGCUCCGCCUAUUUUGCCGCCCCUUGUUAUUCUGGAUACUAAAAAUUCUAUUACAUUAGAAAUUGGGCUUAACGAAAAGAAUCAAGCAGCAAAAGACAAUGCUGUUGUGGAACACAAACCCCUAACUGAAGACAUAUUUCUUUUACAUGAAAUUUCGACAGUUAAAAAAACUGAAAGCAAAAAUCUGGAUGAAGAAGCUAUUGGUUCAGUACAAGGCAAUCAAUCCAAACCCACAAAGAGCCAAAAGAAACAUUUAUUUGGUGCGGAAUUAAAUAAUAGUAAAGCACAAGAAAAAGCCCAUCGUAAAGCAUUAAAAAUAUAUCAAAGAUUAUCGAAAUCUCAGGUUGAAGAUGAGGCUGGACUUAAAAAAUCUUUGAAGCAUUUAAAUCGCGCAGGGAUGUUGUCGACAUUAUCAUCAGACACCAGGACAACGGCAGCGGACCGAACUUAUGUAGAAAAAAUCUUAAAGAAGCAAACAAAGCGACAUAAACAACUAAAAAGCCAGAAACAACAGCAACAUAUACAAUUUAUGUCUAAGCAGCUCUCAUUAGCAACUACUGAUGAAUUUUCCAAUGCCAGACUCAAUCAUCCAGUGGUGAUGGCAGCUUCUAUGCCUUCUCAAUCCAUACCAAUGCUAUCCAUUGAAUCAUCAACGGUUGGGAAUAUGUUUGGCAGUUCGACUGUGGAACCAUUAAGCGCCGAUAUAUUGUCAUCAGAUGUUGGUCAAAGUCAACAGAUGCACUCACCGAAUGAUUUACUCUCCGAUGAUGUCAAACUUGGCAACGAACCAGACCGCAAUAAAUUAAAUAUUUUUAAAAAAUUAUCAAAGUCAAAGCCAACGAAGUCUCUCUCACCAAGUGCAUUACACACAAUGGCAUCGCAUUUAUUAAGUGAUACAGGCAAUGGCUCAUCAACCAUAAAUUUGCCGUCUGGAACAACUAUAACCCCAGAACCGGCUUUGAAUUUCACCGAAAAUUAUGUGACAUCAAAUUUAACAUCAACAACACUGAAGGAGCAAACAAUUACAACUCAAUCUGUGUUGACAUCUAGUCUAACUGAACUUACUAUACCUAAAAAACGUGGACGUAAGCCAGGUGUAAAGAAUAUUUCUGCACGGUCAAAAAUUCCCAAUGAGCAUGUUUUAGCCAAAAAAAUCAGGUCUAGCAAAUUGAAUGCUACUACCACAGUAUCAUAUCCACCAGAGAAUUCAUCCAUAAACACAGCUCAUCUAUCAAUACAAACGGAAACGACAAAUUCGAUUCCAUCACAACACCCUGAAAAAUUAUCAAAUAUAUUGCCACACAAUUUAGAUAAACUAAUUGGCGAAGAAGAUCGGGAACAAUCAAUUACCUUUUUACCUAUUAGCAAUGAGACUGCUAAAAAUAUGAAAUUAAAAAAAAUUAAAGAAAAGCAAGAGAAAAAAAAGCGAAAGACCAAAUAUAAUCAUCUAGUACCUAGUGAAAAUUCAAUUCAAAAUAAUGGUGAACUUGAAGGAAAUAAGAAGUUUCCUUUUAUGGAUGUUGAUAUAAAAAACACACAAACACUUUCGAUUACUAAGGAGUCUGUUGAAUUUCAUCAAAUUCCAUCAUCAAAGUCACCUACAAAUGCGAAUGCAAUUAAACAUUUCUCAUCGAAUUUGUUGUCACCAGCAAGUAGUGUUCAUGGCUAUAUGACCGGUAUAGGCACGUUGCCUAUUCUAUCUUUUCCACCUCGGCCGGGUCUUAUACCUUCCGGAAUCUUUUCACCCACAAGUCUCGCAAAUUUGAACAAAAAUAACAAAAUAUCGCAUUCAUUCAUGACCUUACCGGACACAAUAAGCAGGUCAUCAUCAGCAAUUGGAUACGGAUCGUCAUUACAUGAAACAACGUCAGAAAAAAAAUCAACCGAAAUAUCCAUGCUUCCGCUGAGUGAUUCGCAUACGGAGCGCAGCUAUUGCAAUGUGGCUCCUUUAGUGCCAGAAUCAAUGAAAAUGACAGUUUUAUCUACUGAUGGACAUAAACUCAAAUCGGCGAAUGCUUCAAUAGAGGGGGAAGGUAUGGAAAUCAAAUCUGGAAAAAACGUCCAGGGUUUAUCAAAAAGUGCGCACUUUAAUCAACGCCUUGGAAUUCGAUCAAAGGGCCAGCAUGAUAAGCUAUUGAUUAACAAAUUGGAGAAAUCGAAAACAACAAAAGUUGGCACUGGCAAACUUGGAGAUCCUAUAGAAGUUUCCGAUGAUUCAAAUGAUAAUGAUGAAUCCAAUAUCCAACAAAAAACGGACAAAAUCAAUAGUGAUGGAUUCUUACACAGUUCAAAAAAAUUUGAUAUCCCACAUCCACACUCAGUAAUCUCAAACCCCUCUUCUAUUGCCGCCGACUUUAACCAAUUUAAAAAAUUGGCCACAAUUAAAGUAAAUCCACUUGAAUGUUCGAGUCCAUUGUCUGUCAUACCGCCAUCCUCAUCAUCAGCUUUCAAUAUUAAUUUUAUGGGCAAUGACAAGUUUAGCUUGGCCGGCGGUGCAGAUCUGAUACCAUUAUCAUGUGUCGAUAGCGGCUUGGCAUACUCUUCAAGAACUGUACCAGUUACUAGUCUAACGGCAGGUGCUACAUCUGAGUCAUCCAUACAAACUCAUGGUCUGUCUUCUGAACAUAGCUUUGUAUGUAAUAUGGUUAAUUCCAUUAAUUAUGAUGAUAUAACGAUAACUCCAACAAACAAUUUAAACAACAGUUUAAGUGAUUUGAAGCUCCACAAACUGCACAAGAAACCAAAGAAAACGAAGGAGGGUAAGAGCAAAAAAAAGAAAGACAAAAAGGAUAAAACUAAGAGUAAAGAUAAAGGUGAUGACAAGAGUAUGUCAAUGGUUGAGAAACCUAAAAGUGUGGAUAAGAAACAAAAAAAGGACAAGAAAAAAGAUAAAUUGCAGGUCCAAACGAAUGUUUUUAUGCAACUAUCGAAGGAUAAUCUAGACUGCAGUAACAAAGAAACUCCGUUAAAUUCUGGUCUUUUUGUCGGAUCCGUUGAAGUCGCCGAUUCAGGGACAAUUCCCCAAACAACCAUCCAAGAAGUAGCGACACUAACACAUCAUUUGCCCUUACCCAAGUUAGAUUUGUCACCCAACCAGGUGCCAAAGCUUACACUUAAGCUAGGUGGAAAAUCAAAUCCAACUUCUCCCAAUCAAUUUGAUGACGUUCAGCAAGAUUCACAAAUAUCAAUGAUACCGACGCAUCCAAUUGCUUUGACUCUAAUUCCAACGAAGACUACAAAAAAGGAGCAUUCGCCAGAAUUGGCACGGUUUUCGCCACUUGUCACUGGACCGCCGAAACCCAAGCAAUGUGAAACACAAGCUGUAGUUUCGACUACGGCGCCUCCGCCUCCGCCUGUGUCUGGUUUUCUUUCAUCGGAUGUUAUGCUGGAAAAUACAAAUAUGAUAUCAAAUGAUCCGGCUCCAAGCAACUGGUUGAUAACAGCAGCAGAUACGACCGCUUCUCCAAACUGUUCGGCAACACUAUCAGCAAGUUCUGUCUUAUUGCCUCAGCAAUUGCUGCAAGCUGUACCAAAAACGACAUCAUUCCCCCCUCCCUUUAGUCAGAAAGCAGUUUCGUCAUCUAUAAAGAAUAUCGAAGAAGAACCAUCUGCAUCUGUGUCUUCGCAAAGUGUUGAAUCCAAUAGACCUUCCUCUUAUGUUGACGCAGAGGGCUAUCGCAUUUGGAUUUGCCCAGCAUGUGGCAAAGUCGACGACGGGUCCGCAAUGAUUGGUUGUGAUGGAUGUGAUGCUUGGUAUCAUUGGAUUUGUGUAGGCAUAUUUGUGGCACCGAACGAUAAUGAGGAUUGGUUUUGUCGCGUCUGCAUCACUAAAAAAAAGGGCCAAGGAUCGGAAAAGAAGAAAAGGCGUAACAAAAAAAAAUAAAAUCUAUAUUAAUUGAAUAUAAUACUUAUGUUUUAUAUUAAA